CUUCAGGUUUGUUGUUGUAGAACGACUGUAGCAACACAGAUAAUGGAGACUCACGAUAGAAGUACUUACCAAGAAUUCAAGGUUGACCUCAUACAGUCAACAAUACUUGAUACGGAUGUUUUAGAUAACUUAAUUUCAAAGUGCAUUCUAACUCUUGACGAUAGAGAGGAGAUUGACAGCCUUUUAGAUCAAUCAAAUCGUAACCAGAAACUCUUAGAAAUACUGAUGCAUCGACCAUACAAUACCUUUCCUGAUUUUGUUGAAACGAUGAAAAAAUCGGAUCAAAAGUGUCACAGUUCUCUUGUUGAAAGAAUGGAGGCCAAAGUCUUAGAUAAAGACUUGACUUUACAGAAAGCACAACUCACAGAUGAAACAACCGGUAUAAAAGAUGCUGUUAAAUUAAUCAAAUGGUAUAAAAUUAUAGUUCAUGAAAUUAGCAUCGACAAAACUGGAAUUCUAGACAAGCUAUUUACUAAAGAUGUUAUAGACCGUGAGAUUCAUGAAAAACUUUCAUCAGUAAAUAUGACUUCACACGAGAAAAAUAGAAGACUUUUGGGAAAACUUAUAAGAAAAGAUAUUUCGUCUGCCUUUCCAAUUUUCCUUGAAGUUCUGAGAGAAGAUAGCUGUUAUAAGGAUUAUGCCGAAAAGAUAGAAGAAACACAUGUCACACAGAACGACUUAGAAUUAUUGAAUAUUGGAAACAGAAUUAGAGAACGGAAAAGAAAUGGAAUGAGUGAUCUUAUGGUCGAUCAAAUAGAGAAAUGGAAGAUUGAGAGCAAAAUUUACGUCCAAACUAGAGCGACGGAUGUUGUACUUUCAAGUAUGAACUGCAACAACUGUGUAAGUGUCAUAGGACCAGCUGGAAGUGGGAAAACUGCAAUUGCUAGACACGUAGCCCUCGAAAUGGAAAGACUUGGAUACACACUUCUAACAGUGACUGAUGCAAAAGAAGUAAAAGAUCUAUACAAAUCAGACAGAAAAACGUUGUACAUUGUUGACGAUAUGUGUGGAAAUUUUACAGCCAGCCAAAGUCGGAUAGAAGAAUGGAAGAAAUCAAUGAACGACAUUAAGGGUAUUCUUGAAAAAUGGUAA
Molecule: messenger RNA, 1092 nt
Organism: Mytilus trossulus (common blue mussel)
Lineage: Eukaryota; Metazoa; Mollusca; Bivalvia; Mytilida; Mytilidae
Exons: 5
Coding region: 43-1092 (349 amino acids)
Biological process (GO): regulation of apoptotic process
Source: RefSeq, a predicted model, not a curated record